Molecule: messenger RNA, 811 nt
Organism: Rubroshorea leprosula
Lineage: Eukaryota; Viridiplantae; Streptophyta; Magnoliopsida; Malvales; Dipterocarpaceae
Source: the annotation of a GenBank genome assembly
AGAGAAAUCAUAGAAGAUCAAAAGAAAAUAGUAAAGGAAAUGAUCAUGGUAGCUUUGUGGUGCACACAAAUGAGGCCAAUGGACCGUCCUUCAAUGCACAAAGUUGUGGAAAUGCUUGAAGCAGAACUUAAAAGAUUGCAAAUUCCCCUAAUGCCUUUGCAAUUUUAUCCUCAUGAAAUUCAAGAAGAUGGUUCUACAAAGGAAACCAACAUCACAGAGUUGUCUAGUUCUUGGUUAUGCAAUCUUAUGGCGUGUGGGACCAGUGCUAUUGGAAUUUCGAGUUCCAAUAUAUUUUUGGUGUAUAAAUGGCAAAGAAGCCAUUUAUUCAUGUAUAAUUCUGUUGAGGAGUUCUUGCAAAAUAACAAUAACCUAAUGCCUAUAAGUAAAGUUGUUGGGGAAAUCCAAAAAGCUACAGGCCAAGAUUUUGUCAAUGAAGUUGCUACGAUUAGAAGAACUCAUCGUGUCAAUGUGGUAUAAUUGAUUGGCUUUUGUGUUGAAGGAUUAAAACGUGGUCUUGUGUAUGACUUCAUGCCUAAUGGUUCUCUUGAUAAAUAUAUUUUUCCUCGAGAAGGAAAUACAAGUUUGGGUUGGGAAAGCCUAUACAAGAUUGCUUUGGGGGUGGCUCGUGCGAUUGAGUAUUUACAUCAAGGUUAUGACAUGCAAAUCUUACAUUUUGACAUCAAGUCUCAUAACAUUCUUUUAGAUGAGAACUUCAUCCCAAAAAUCUCUAAUUUAGGUCUUGCUAAGUUAUAUUUGACAGAAAAUAGGAUUGUGAUGCUAACUGCAGCAAGGGGAACACUAGAAUAAAUGG